AUGACCAGGCUCCGCGGACCUUCCGCGAGUUCAUAUGAGGGUUCGCGUGGUGGCAUCGAGCGGUCGCAGUGCCACAGGUCCAAACUACCCCCAGGCGCACCGGAUAUCAUCUCACAGUCUACCGUUGAUGUUUCAGACCCUGCGCAAGUCCUGUUGUGGUAUCGCGAUGAACGUCGCCGACAGUUUAACCUGCUCGUCAGAAAAUACAAGAACCAACUCCUCUACGGGUGUCAAGACCCCAAUUGCCAGACGCCGACAUGUGCCAGCUACCGACGGAGAGUGACCGAAGGGCCCUACCGCCGUUACACCGAUUUGAGCGCCCGAACACUGGCUUGCUACCUAGCGAGCUUAGACAACGCGGAAAGUGGACUAUGUCGCCAUUCACCCCGUUUGAACUCUGAACUAUCUGCCCAAGACUCGCACCGCCGGUCGAAACGUCGAACCCGUGCUCCUUCAACGCAAAGUCCGACGCGCGAUCGCUCGGACUACAAUGCAGCCACAAGUAAAUCAAACAGAGCCGCCCCGCAACCCGAUAAUAUACUGGAAGCCAAUACAAGACGGCGGCAUUUGGAAGACGAUGUUGUACUCAGUAAACAAUCGGUCACGCUGCCGGAGCCUGCAAGCUCGCCGGUUCAACGCCUGAAAGAUCCAAAGUCCUUCACCCAGAACCUGUUUGAUACCCUUUCGUUGCGAAUGAUCGAAUGGCUACCUCUCCGUCGCUCUCCUGGCUCAUUUGAUCUGGACCAGUCCCGUACAUAUCUUCGUGAACCCCCUCGUUCUCCGAAUUCGGAUACCUGUCAAGCGCACAUGGACUCGGAUAAGGAGCAACCCCAGUACAAACAAUGCCCUUACCAACCCGAUGUAUCUGGCGGACCGCAUACCCCAUCAUCGCGCAGUGCGAGCCAAACAACGGCUGUGGAAUUAAAGCUACCAAAUCAACAGUUCAAGCGGGUGUCCCUCACCGACACAGAGCUGCGGAGAUCAAACUCGAAAUCAAGUCUAGACGACAAGCAGUUGCCUGAAUUGAAGCCGGCUAGGAAGCUCUCGGUCAGCACACAAGCCAAUGCAAACGUUGACGAAUUUGUGAACGUGUCUUCACCACCAGCACUCAAGCACCGACCCCAGAAACAUCGUGGAAGGGCGGUUGAUGCGAACAAUACCCGCCUGCAUGAGCAGAAAAAGAAAGAGCGACGAGUCUCUUGGGACGGCUCCAAAUUCUUGAAUGAUAUGCAGUCAUACCAUAAUCAUAACAACACUGCAGUCAUUGAUAACCAAGUCACUCCAAAUGAUCGGCCAUCCAAUGACCGCCGACGACGACGCGAUAACCCACUCGUGGCGUAUGAUGCAAAGGCAAUUCAAUCACUUAGUCACCUAAAUGAUGAGAUCAUUGAUGGCUUGAAGCAAAUGCUGAUCCUUUCUGACGAGGAGGCUGAAAGGUGGAAAGAGGAGCUUGCGCUUAUGGAAUACAACGGCAGUUUUGAGGACUCUGAAUGGCGGUUUGCAACAUCUCGCCAACGUACAGUUUUCACGUUCAUCACCCAAAGCGUCUUCUAUGCUCUAGGAAGCGCCCGGCACCUUGUGCGCUCAUUCCGGGAAAGGACUCGCCCAACCGACGAUACAGAUGCUUCGUCUAAGCUCGAUCUCGAGCUAUUGGAACCGGCCUUGCGCAAGCUCUUCGCUAUUUGCCCUAAAGACAUUGUCUUCCACAGCCUAUGGAAUGCUCUGGACGCAUUGUUUGUUCCUCCUAGAGAAUUAUCAACAUCUGGGCGGCUUUCGCGGCGUUCUUCUUAUAACUCCAAUCCCACCACUUCAGCUUCCGCGCCGGUACCUAUCCGUCGUACGUCCGAUGCCUUCGCCAAUGAGUACGUCACCGACGCAAACGCUGCAGAUAUUGCAAUCGUGGCAUUGUUUGCCUUGGCUAAGUCUCUGCCUGAAAUCGACAACACUACGUGGAGUUGCAUGGUGCUGAUGCGGUCUACCGGAAAUGUAGCUAUGAGUGCCGUCAUGGAAAUGUUUCGCUUGAGGGACGCUCAACUGGUCGUUGAAGCUACGGAUGUUUUGGAGCACGAGCUGGCGCUUCGAUUAGUUGAUCGCCUGGUUCGCGCCAUCACUGCGCGAUUAGCUUUCCAUGAGAUAUCAAAGGCUCGGUACGGUUACACCCAAGAGUCGACGAAACGCAAGAACAAUGUUCUAGAUACCCUUGUCGAACUUCUGGGUCAGCAUCACGACCUUACUAUAAGAUCCCUGGGAAAUGAGGAUACGAACCCACGCGCUCCUAGCGUUCCAGCGGUUAUUACUGAGUGGCUCCGGACUCUUCUGUUGAAGAGUUGGGACGGAAAUCCGGAAAUGUCCAGAAGCAGCUCCGAGGGAGGAGCUGUGCAGAUACUCUCCGUCCUAUUCAAAGAACGAAACAAACUCGGCCUCACUGCAGAAAACUUCCAUACCCCUUUCCUCUCUGAGCGGCUGGAUCCGCUAGAGAUGCCGGUACAGUGGAUGGCGCGGGUGCCCAGCAACAAGACCUUACAUCUUCUCUCCUACUCCUUUCUGUUUCCCCCAUCCGCCCUCGUCAUCUACUUUCGUGCUCUUAAUUACUCUGCCAUGUCCAGACAUUACGAAGCAGCCAUGACCACUACGAGGCAUGUGACGCAAACCGCUUUUAACAACAUUGAAAUCUCAGAUGAUGUCGGUCUCCUUGCUCGGAUGAAGAUAUCAAUGACCACUUACUUGGUGCUUGUCAUCCGUCGAGACAAUAUCCUCACAGAUGCCCUCAAUCAGCUCUGGAGACGCGAAAGGCGGGAGCUCAUGCGUCCGCUCAAGGUUCAGAUGGGUAUGGAGGAAGGAGAAGAGGGGCUUGAUCAUGGAGGUGUUCAACAAGAAUUCUUCCGCCUGUUUAUGGCAGAGGCUCUGGACCCCGCAUACGGCAUGUUCACGACGGAUAGCCGCACUCGUAUCUCCUGGUUCCAGCCCUGCUCGUGGGAACCGCUUUACAAAUUUGAACUUCUCGGGCUGUUGAUGUCGCUUGCCGUCUACAACGGUCUCACCCUUCCUGUGAAUCUCCCCACUGCUUUUUAUCGAAAGCUUCUUGGUUUAAAGGUCAAGUAUUUGGAGCAUAUCCGGGAUGGGUGGCCAGAACUCACAAAAGGCUUAGAAGAACUUCUAGGUUGGAGCGAAGGUGAUGUCGGGGACAUUUUCCUGAGGACAUAUGAAUUUGGCUUUGAAGCAUUUGGCCGGGUUGAGACGGUCGAUAUGGAAAAGGUUGAUCGAGACGCUCCGUGGCCUCUUUCGUCCACCGGUCGAAGCUCCGGCGGCCGUUCUGUGAGGUAUUCCCCAUCUUGGUCUGACGUGCGGCGCUAUACCGACCAGGCAAACCUCAGUCCGCCCUCGUCCAUGGCAGCCGAAACCGCCGAUUCGCAAGAUGAGGCUACCAAGUCGGUGGCCGGCCCGGUGCCCUUGCCCUCGCCCACGCCACCAGCUGAGGAAGCUUCUCUGGUGACGAACGAGAAUCGAAGUCGGUUUGUGAAGGAUUACAUUUUCUGGUUGACCGAUAAAUCCAUUCGACCGCAAUUCGAGGCCUUUGCACGAGGCUUCUAUACCUGCCUUGAUCGAUCAUCUCUUUCCAUCUUUACUCCGGAGGCGCUGAAGACCGUGGUCGAGGGCAUCCAGGAGAUUGACGUUGCGCAGUUGGAACGGCACGCUCGCUACGAAGGAGGCUUUGGUCCCAGCCACCGCGUGAUUCGAGACUUUUGGAGCAUUGUUCAUGAGUUUUCCGCUGAGAAGAAGGCGCAUCUGCUGGAGUUUGUCACUGCCAGUGACCGAGUACCAGUCAAUGGGAUCGCAAGCAUCAUGUUUGUAAUUCAGAAGAACGGAGUGGGGGAUGCUCGUCUUCCAACGAGUUUGACCUGCUUUGGCCGUCUCCUCUUACCUGAAUACUCUUCCAGGAGCGUUAUGGAAGAAAAGCUCGGCAAGGCGUUGGAGAACGCGCAAGGGUUUGGCGUUGCUUAA
Messenger RNA from Aspergillus calidoustus, 4002 nucleotides. NCBI's taxonomy places the organism in Eukaryota, Fungi, Ascomycota, Eurotiomycetes, Eurotiales, Aspergillaceae. The record is from the annotation of a GenBank genome assembly.